Messenger RNA from Seriola dumerili (greater amberjack), 1182 nucleotides. RefSeq names its product transcription factor Sox-14 (gene sox14). The record is from RefSeq and is a predicted model, not a curated record. Bases 399 to 1115 code for a protein of 238 amino acids. The transcript has a single exon. Lineage: Eukaryota; Metazoa; Chordata; Actinopteri; Carangiformes; Carangidae. Gene Ontology annotation, biological process: regulation of DNA-templated transcription; anatomical structure morphogenesis; cell differentiation. Gene Ontology annotation, molecular function: DNA-binding transcription factor activity, RNA polymerase II-specific; RNA polymerase II cis-regulatory region sequence-specific DNA binding.
AGAGAGAGAGAGAGAGAGAGUGUGACAGAAAAAAAAAUAACACUCAACACUUUUACGACUCCUGCAAACUGACUGCGGAACAUUGCUUUCACCUUUGUGGAUUUUGUUACGUGUGUGCAUCUUGCAUGUAUUUUUUUCCUGUAUUGCCCACCGCAGGUCUGAAAGAGAGUUGUAACUGGACUUAACCGAAGGCGCAUCAGUGUUUUAACUCGGGAAAAGUGAAGCGGCCGCUGGAUUUUUAUUUUAUUUUGUUUUAUUUUUGCCGUUUUCCAGACUCAGAACAUCCCAGACGGGGCAUGACUGGUAUCUGGCAUCUAGACAGGUGAAUAGUUUCCCUUCCUUCCGAUAAGAACUUUUCCUCGUCAUUAUCAUUGGGGAUAAAAGUAUCCUUUCUAAAGAUGUCAAAGCCCGCUGAUCAUAUCAAGAGACCCAUGAACGCGUUCAUGGUUUGGUCCCGGGGCCAGAGGAGGAAAAUGGCACAGGAGAAUCCCAAAAUGCACAACUCGGAGAUCAGCAAAAGACUGGGCGCCGAGUGGAAGCUGCUUUCAGAGUCUGAGAAGAGACCUUACAUUGACGAGGCCAAGAGGCUGCGGGCUCAGCACAUGAAGGAGCACCCCGACUACAAGUACAGACCCAGGCGCAAACCCAAAAACCUGCUCAAGAAGGACAGGUACGUUUUCCCUUUGCCUUACCUCGGGGACACCGAUCACUUGAAGGGACUUCCCGUGUCUGCCGCGGACUCUCUUUUGGGCUCCUCGGAGAAAGCCAGAGCGUUUCUGCCGCCGACGUCCGCUCCUUACUCCUUCCUCGAUCCGAGUCAGUUCAGCUCCAGCGCCAUCCAGAAGAUGACGGAGAUGCCCCACACGUUGAGCACCAGCACUUUGCCGUACGCGUCCUCGUUGGGAUACCAGAACGGCGCUUUCGGCACCCUUGGGUGCCCCAGUCAGCACACCCACACCCACCCGUCGCCCACAAACCCGGGCUAUGUCGUCCCGUGUAACUGCACAGCCUGGUCAGCGUCAAGUUUACAGCCCCCGGUGGCCUACAUACUUUUUCCAGGUAUGACCAAGACUGGGAUAGACCCAUAUUCAUCCGCACAUGCCACUGCCAUGUAACCCUCAAGACUCUUUUCCUCUUUUUAAUUCACUUGAAUACUGAAAUGCAUGUAAAUAUAUUAUGGAC